Paramuricea clavata is the source of this 4234-nucleotide messenger RNA. NCBI's taxonomy places the organism in Eukaryota, Metazoa, Cnidaria, Anthozoa, Malacalcyonacea, Plexauridae. The record is from the annotation of a GenBank genome assembly.
AUGGAUGUAACUAGUUACUUGCAUAUACUUCUGGCUAACGAAGUGUUGCGUGACAAGCUGAUUCAGCAUUUUCAAGUGGUCGAUAAAUUUCUGUCUCAUCCAGCAUGCACAAUAAUUCAGCAGAUCAAAUUUGACGUGGAUCUCAUUGAAGUAUCAAACGAGUACUUCUCGAUCAAAGCCCGAAAGUUCAUCGUCUGCCCUAUCACGGAAGCCAUGCAUGGAAAACUGUCGCCAAGAUCUUUUGUUCCGCCUGACAGUUCCAAACCGCCGAAGCCUGGUUAUUUUUGGAAAGGUAUUGUCAACUCCUUUCCCGAUGACGACGUGCGAGUGCGGUUGCUGCAUAAGGUAUGCAUCAGUACCUGCUCGCGUUCAGCAUGCCUCACAAGGUGAAGAACGUGGUAGUGGUUGGCCCCAAAGAUUCGGGCAAAACAUCUUGGUCCAACAUCUUCCAUCGUGUUAUUAACGCCAGCUACAUUAUUUAUAUUGCGUCGCUCACUAUAUAACGAGAGACAACUUUCUGCUCCUAUGAUCAACAACGAAACUCAGCUGGCCCUCGUAGACGAGGUAAAGAGGUACAGAAAAUCCAUUUCCAUGCAGACACUUUCCACAGCAAUUUUGUUUGAAGUAAUCAUGUGUUUAUUGCCUGUUGAUAGCCAGAUCAAUAUAUUUGUGGUUUAUAUAUUUCUGUUUUCUCUAUUUAUAACAUGUCAUGCAGAAACGUCUGUUAAAAUAUGGCUAGAAACCAAUUUUCACUGUACACCCCGCUAAGUUAAAAAAUACUUACAUUUUCUAAUAGAUUUAAACAGGCUGAAUCCAAUUCUAAAAAGUUGUUGUUGAUAAACCCUGCAGUUUUUGUAAAUUGCGAUCAAAAUGUUAAAAAAUGAUCAAAAUGUUCUGGCCUUGUACGAAGAUAUAGUUAGCAACACCAGGCAUUCUUUCAAGAUUAUGAACUUAUGUGGACACUAUUUCAUCUUUAUGGCGUGUAAUAAAGGACGAAACAAACUUGAAUAUAUAAAAUACAUAUUUAAACAAUACUAUAAUUUAUAAUAGUCCAGCUGUUAUCGACCAAAAAAAUGCCGAAUUGUUCAAAUUGGUGAUGAAAGCAUGAAACUUUCACAGAUUACAAAUAUGCCUAUGGGGAAUAUUUCUUGACAUAGGGCCAAGCCAAGUUAAGCCAUGGGGCCGUGAACUGCGCAUGUCAGAAAUCUUCCAGCAUGGAAACGAGGCCGAAACUUAAAACAGCCUAUGACAGAAGUGUAUAGACUUUUGUUGACAUCAAAAUUUUCCUUAAGAAUCCACUAUCAGUUAAUAUGUGUUCAUAGUACCUUUGGGGUGAUAUUGUAUUCAUUUGACCACUUUUUAAGUAUAUUCUCAUUGAGAUUUGGGUACCUGUGGUGAAAUUUUUAUUUUUCAUUUUACAAGCUAUUUUAACUAUUUUGAGGCCGAAAUUAUCCCUAAAUGACUCAUUUACAAUGUAGUGUUGACAUUAAAAGUUUUUCAGGUGUUUUCACAUUUUUAUCUAUCUCGGUCUAGUUGAAUUUGCAGAUCCUACAGUUUUGUCAAUAAACACUAUUUUAAUAUUUGCCUGAAAUAUAUUAAGAAUAUUGUUGGAAAGAACUAAACACAACAAAAACUAUUAUACAUGUAAUAAUAGGUGUGACAAUUGUCGCAUUUUCAUGACUUUAUGAGUGGCUGAUUUUAUGAGUAGUUUAACAGUUUAUAGUUGCACUGGCCCCAGUCCCCCAUCCUUUUCAAGAUGGCCGCCUUCAUGGAUACUUACAGCUGUUCAAGGUAUGUUAAAAAUGGUAUAAAAAUAACAAAUAAAUAUUGUUUUAAGGGGAUUCUUGUGGAUAUAAUUGUUUCCUGUAUGUAAUUGGAAGCAUAUAUAUACAUAAUAUAAAUGUAAAUGUGAUUUAAGCCCAAAUUUCGUAUUUUAAAAUCAGUAAAUUAAGCCGAAUUACUAUAAGCUAACUUGAAGAUUUCAAUUAUAUUUUCAGUUGAGCAUGGACUGGAAACUGUGUAUUAUAUGUCAGAGAUCCACUAAAGAAGCUCUUCAAUGCCCGGCAAGAUCUAAACGUAAAGAUGCUGGGGCUGGCUAUUUUUCGUUUAUUCGCAGUGCUUUAGGAUAUAGGGCUGAAAUAGGAAUAGAAGUGACCCAAAUUGACAUAGAAAGCCCGGGGAUAGAACAGACCUUGACGAUUCACAAUGCAUCUUGGCAUAAGUCAUGCAGAGAUCUAUAUAAUAAUACGAAGCUUGAACGUGCAAAGAAAAGAAAAUUAGCUAAAACUGACAAAGACGAAGAUAGACCCGAUGAAGAACCUUCCAGCUCAAGUCCUGUGAAGUCCAGGCGAUCAUCGAUUUUGACCGGUCCUGUGGCUGCUCAAAACCUUCAAUGUUUUUUCUGUGACAAGCAAGAUAGCCCUGAUAACUUACAUUGUGCUUCGACCUUAGAGGUAGACCGUAGAGUCCGAGACUGUGCCAGGCUUUUGAAUGAUAGUAGUCUAAUUGCUAAACUCUCUACUGGUGAUCUGAUUGCUAUGGAGGCAAAAUAUCACGCCAAUUGUUUGGCAAGCCUUUACAACAAGACAAGGCCGAUAAGGAAAAAAAGCUCAAAAUCUAGUGAUGAGUUACCCGUAGACGUUGAAAAGCUUGCGUUCGCCGAGCUAAUAGCAUACAUCGAGGACAUCCUGGAAGUAGAAACAGCUGUGCUUACAUUAUCAGAGUUAGUCCGAUUCUAUCAAUAUAAGCUCAAGGAACUAGAGGCAGACUGUGGAAAAGUGAACUCCACCCGAUUGAAAGAAAGAGUGCUAAAGGCAUUUUCUGAUCUAACUGCACACGCGGAAGGUCGUGAAACCAAUUUGGUAUCGAGGCAUGUAAUAGGAGGUAUUCUGACAGAAGUGAAAAACAAAGAUUCAGAUGCAUGUUGCCUUGAGAGGGCCGCACAUAUCGUGAGGAAGGACAUACUUAAUGUGAAGAACUCAUUUAAUAGAACAUUUCAGAUCAAGAAGAAUGUCAGAAGCAGUCUAUCCCAGCUUCUUUGCUUACGUUAAUUGGCAUGCUGAUAAAAGGUCCCUCUACAAAGUCUGACCCAUCAGAUAGCCAGUCAUGUAUAUCCAUCGCCCAAUUAGUUGUGUUUAACAGUGUCUCGAGGUCUCAUAAUCGGCCAGAUGCCACUGGCAGUAUGCACCAUAUCAGAUCACGAGAGUGCCCAUUACCUAUUUAUAUAGCCUUGAAAAUACACUGAUGUACAAGAGACCGGUCUCUCAUCGAUGCCUUUUACAGUCUUGGCAUGUGUAUAUCAUAUGAACGCCUGCUCACCGUAUCUACAGAAUCACCAACAGUGUGCUUGAUAGGUAAAAACACCAUUUGAAAAAUCUUCUUCUUUUCUGUAUUGUCUCUAUAUCUUCUUGGAUCACCAAAGUCCAGCAUUAUGCUGACAUUAUAGACUGUAUCGUGCACAAACAGAUAUUAUAUCUUUUUAUCUAUUCAAUCCAAAUGUACCCAAAUUGAAUUAACUAAUGUUUUUAUUAUAACAUCAGAAAUUAUCGAUGUCUCAGCUAAGGCCCGGUUUCCAUUUGGUCCGUAGCUGUUGCUGGCACGACAAUAUCAACAUAUAUCUGCAAUCAUUAAAGUCUGAUUUUCACACAAGAUACAAAAGACAAUAUAAAUUUAGACUAUAUCACGUGUACCACUUGUUAUGUCCCCAACAGCUAAGGACCAGGGGCCGAUUGUAUAAAAAGUAGUUAAAGUUAACUACAGUUAGCGCGAUAGUUGACCAAUUAGAAUCGAGUAUUUAAGAGUUAACCAUAUUUAACUACAAAUUUGAUUUUUUUUAUUAUAAUCAUUGGUUACUAUUGUGCUUAAUUGUAGGUAUGAGCGUGAAGAAGUAGUAUGUCCAUCCCAGUUAAGAAAAGGGUUAUUCACCACAUCUGCUGUGGACAACAUUGACAACAACACCAGUUCGACCACCACACAGACAUCGUUCCACGGGACGGCCAUUUCUCUUGUCCCACACCCCAACACUAACAACCAAGGAACCCCAAGAGCUACGGACACGUUUGACCCCACUGCGUCAACUACCACCAAGACAAUAGCUCACCUCCCAUCCAGUUACACUGAAAUAGCUCCUAUGACACAGCCCAACGGUGACUUGUAUGCUCCACGUGUUCCAGAUCAGUCCCUGGCACCUCCCGCCCCUCCUGACUCUAGCCUGAUAGACGAAGAGAAUGACUGA